Messenger RNA from Panicum virgatum (switchgrass), 611 nucleotides. Its product is annotated as RGG repeats nuclear RNA binding protein A-like. The record is from RefSeq and is a predicted model, not a curated record. Lineage: Eukaryota; Viridiplantae; Streptophyta; Magnoliopsida; Poales; Poaceae. The coding region runs from base 210 to 488 and encodes 92 amino acids. The transcript is spliced from 4 exons.
GGUAUUGUUGAUGGGAUUGUACUGCAGAAACUAUCUAGAGCUGUGGAGCUGGUUUGGCGUGCUGGCAUAAUUGAUGGGAUUGUAAACCAAGUGCGUCUUCACUAAUUGUGCAGUUGUAUGGAUGGAUGACUCACUUGUUGCUGAUUGAAGGGUUGGAUUGGUGUUUCCGGUGAUUUGUUGGGUAUAGUUGAGGCUGGGAGAGGGGCGCCAUGGGCACGAAAAACCAGUUCAAUGUCCUCAUCGACAACGAUGACCCCUCGCGCCUCAUCACCGCCGCCCAGAAGAAGGCGGACGCGUUGCCAAGCUGGCACCCGCGGCCCGCACAGGCUGUAAAGGAGUCCAGGAACUAUGGUGCUCCAGCUCGCAAUGGGGCAGGACGAGGUGGACCAGGACGUGGUAGAGGUGGCUUCCGUGGAGGCAGGACGGGCCCAAGGCAUGAAUUUGGUGAGGGCGCUGCCAAUGGUGUUGUGGGAGAGAGAGGAUGGUGAAGGAAAGACUACGGAAAGGGGCCGUGGACCAAGUCAACCUUACUGUGGUGGUGGCCACCAUGGUGGCUACAAUGAUGGGGGAGGCUGGUGAUGAGUCUGGUCGUCCCCCUCGCUGAGCCAAUG